GAGAGAAAAGGGAAGAAGGAGAAACAGAAGAAGAAGAAGGGCGCACCGAGAAGAAGAAGGAGCAGAAUUUAGAGGGGGAGCAGCGAAACGACCAUGGCAGUAUCCAGAGCGCCUCAGCUUGAGAUAGUGUCCGAUCCCAGCGCACUUCCAGCCCCGCUGAUCACGGCACGGAGCCUGCAGGCGCACAAUAGACAGAGUCCGGAUGAAUGAGGAGCCGUACCUGGGCCGCGGACAAAAUGAGGGUCAUCUUCAUCCAAAACGCCGGUUUCGUCGCAGCUUUCUCGCCUUUUUCGUGAUGUUGGCAGCGUUUUCGGCACGACAGAUAAUGUGAAUUAACCACAGCUAAGAGCAUGUCAAGUCCAUUGAGGAGUGAGGAGAUCAGACCGAUUUAGUUUUUUUUUUUUUUUUUUUUUUUUUUUUGAAAUGGGAUGGAUCUUAUAUUAUAGCCAAUAGCAUCUUUGAAUGGAAAGUGUGUUCAGCUUCUGGCAUGCAGCCUGCUGUCGAAAUCUGAACAUAGGCGAUUAUAUAUAUAUUUUAAUAACCAUAUUGGCACUAGAAUUAAUUUUAAUCCAGUGAUAGGAUAGAGGAGUCCAGUUAUUAUGGUGGAUUUUGUAGAUCUUCGUUAGUAAUGCGUUGGUAGAUUGAUAAUAUAGCGAUAAUAACAUGAUCAAAGCCAAUUGAUCAACCGAGACAAUCUGGAAAUGUUAUUUUUUCCACGUGUGAUGACAUGACUAGCGUUAUUCCUUGUAAUUUAUUUAUUUAUUAUCACUAUUAUUAGGCCUAUAAGUAUUAUAUUAUCAAUUUUCUUAAGUAGGUAGUUUGAAUAUAUAUAUUUAACAGUGGGAAGCUUGUUCGGACGCUUCCCUAGUGAGAUGGAAACCGCUUAUUUAUCGCCCCACCGGGGGGUCACCCGUCCCGACGCCCAGAAAGGCCAGAGCGCGGCGGGCAAAGCGGCGGUGGGCGACCUCUCCCCCGCACCUCCGGCUCCGGCUCCACCUCUACCUGCCGGCUGCUGCUCACCCGAGGAGACCCCGGCAAGCAGCGAUGGACGGAGGAACUCGGGCGUGAAGAAACACCACCACAAGCACAACCUGAAACACCGCUACGAGCUGCUGGAGACGCUGGGGAGAGGCACCUAUGGCAAAGUCAAGAAGGCCAUUGAGAGGCACUCCGGCAGAGAGGUGGCUAUCAAGUCAAUUCGGAAGGAGAAGAUCAAGGAUGAGCAGGACAUGGUACACAUCCGCCGAGAGAUCGAGAUCAUGUCAUCCCUCCGCCACCCACACAUCAUCUCUAUAUAUGAAGUGUUUGAGAACAAGGACAAGAUCGUGAUCGUGAUGGAGUACGCCAGCAAGGGCGAGCUGUAUGACUACAUCAGCGAGCGUCGGCGCCUGAGUGAGCGAGAGACACGACACUUCUUCAGACAGAUAGUCUCUGCUGUGCACCACUGCCAUAAGAAUGGAGUGGUGCACAGGGAUCUGAAACUGGAAAAUGUGCUACUGGAUGAAAACUGUAAUAUUAAGAUUGCUGACUUCGGGCUGUCCAACCUCUACCAUAAGGACAAGCUCCUGCAAACCUUCUGUGGCAGCCCGCUCUAUGCUUCACCAGAGAUCGUCAAUGGGAGACCGUACCGUGGCCCAGAGGUGGACAGCUGGGCUCUUGGGGUGCUGCUGUAUACGCUGGUCUAUGGAACUAUGCCAUUUGAUGGGGGAGACCAUAAGAACCUCAUUCGCCAGAUUAGCAAUGGCGAGUACAAAGAGCCAACUCAGUCCUCAGAUGCCCGUGGACUGAUUCGCUGGAUGCUGAUGGUGAACCCUGAGCGCCGGGCUACAGUCGAGGACAUAGCCAACCACUGGUGGGUAAACUGGGGCUGGAAGAACAGUGUGUGUGACUGCGAGACCCAGCGUGAGCAUGGAGGCUCGCCCAUGCUGGCCCGUUUCAUCGACUGGCAGAACCGCACUGAGCCACGUGGUUCUGGAGCCAAAGCUGCAGCCAUGCCCCAGCUGCUGCGCCAGAGGCCCAAGAAGUCUAAGAAGGAGAACGUUGAAUCAGGACAGACCCACUGCGGAGCCGAGGAUAAGCCAGGUCUGAAAAGACCGAAGGGCAUCCUGAAAACCAGGGUUACUGAGGAGCAGCAGUCCGCCAAUCUGGAAGAGGUGGAGUUGGGUCAGGCAGCGCUGCCUCAGCAAGCUGAAGGGGGAGAGGAGAGCUCAAGUCCAGAUCGAGAGGAAGAGGAGCCAACUCUGGGAGGAGGCUCGCCAGCCAAGAUGGUGCCCUCUCUGCCCAAGAAAGGCAUCUUGAAGAACAACCAACAGCGGGAAUCAGGGUACUACUCUUCCCCAGAGCGCAGUGAGUCCUCCGAGCUUUUAGGAGGGGCCAGUAUGUCUCUGCUCGCCAGCUCCCCCCCCAAGAGAGUGAUGGGGAGAAAGGGCAUCUUGAAGCGAAAUGGCAAGUAUUCCACCUACAGCGGGCCUCCCUCAGCAGCAGCGGUGGCCGGCGUCCUCGGCGAGCCUCCUCCCUCAACCGACUCUGGUCUGUCCCGCAGUCAGAGUCGGCCCUCCAGUAUAGUGGGGGAGGACAGCUCCGUCCUGUCCCUGUCGCCCAGCUCCCUCAGCGGGGCUGAGUGGCACCCCUCCACCACCCACCUCCGCCCAAACAUCCGGGCUUGUGUCUCGGCCGAAAACCUGCUGCAGCUCGCCAACUUCAAGGGCUUCCAGGCAGCCCAGCCACUCCAGGGACCCAAGUUCAGCCGUGGCCCCAAAAUGAAAGGCUCCCCAGGGGACAAUGGCAGCUUCUCUUUGCUGGGGGACCUGGAGGACAUGACUCAGGUGUACCAGCAAGCCCUGGACAUCAGCAGCAACCUCACCUAACAGACGGGUGGCCGAGAGAGAAGAAGCAGAGGGAUUUAAACAUGACUGCGUGUGUGAAUGUGUGUGUACCGAUGCGCGUGUGUAGCAUUAACGACCGGUGCGUUACCGGGAUACACCUUUGGGUGGUUGUGGCUUUUUCAAAAGGGGCUGAAAUCUUGAUGGAAACGAUAUGUCUACGCUCGCACACAUGCACACACAGAUGUACACACUUAGGUGCACUUCUCUGGCGGAAAGAGAAAAUUCUGUUAAGGUUGUGUGAAUGGGAGAGAGUCGGAGCUGGCACGAGAGAAUGCCACCCAGUCUGCUUUCUUGGCCCGCCCAUAGACUUUGCUGUGUUCAACAUGUUUACAUAUUCAGCAAGAAGGCAAGUUAGAAUCACAAACGCAGCAACCAGAAACUGGUUGGCUCUCUUUGUACACCACCCAUUUUGAAUAUGAGUUUACAAAAGCACCUUAAAACUCACACAGAGCACAUGCUUUUGUGAUCUUUACUUCCUUUGGAAAGAAAAAAAAAACAAACAAACCAGGGUCUUGUUCCAAAAAUAACUAACAUUGCUGAUUAUUUAUUAAUAUUUUGUAGCUUUUAGUUUUAAGUGCAAAACUGGUGGGUGCUGGCUAUUACUGGAAGAGUCCAAAGCUCCUUGUCUCCAACUCUUUGUGUGGAACUGACAUAUAUAAUUAUGUUACUCUGUGAUGAGAAACAUAUAUAUACUCAACAUAUAUAACUGUGUCUGCGCAUGUAAAACACGCAGGCAAGUAUACCUUCAUAAAAGCGUAUGUCCUAUAUAUGUGUAUGAUACUAUGGAAUAUGUAGGAAGUGCCUUUUUUGAUUCAUAAUGAAAAAUUAUGUAUGUCAUUUCCUUAAAGUGGAGGGAAAAGCCAGGCCAACCUGUCACCAGUUGUGCUUAUUUUCAUGUUGUUUGUGAAUGUGGAGAGACCCAGGGCCUUCAGAGCACAGCUGACUAACUUUACUUGUGUUGGGGUUCAACGGUCAAUCUGAGGCAGUUCAGAUCAAACAGUCUCAUCUCCUCCCCCUCCCUGUUCCUCACAUAAAUACAAUCACACACACAGAUAUACCGGCAUCUGCAGGCCAACUCAGAAAAAAAAGACACUCGUCUGUGUUCUUUGUCAGUGUUUAAGCCCAUAGUUUGGUUUGUCAGCAGUUUAGGUGGCUUGGCUGAACACAGUUUUGCUGGCAGCACAAGAGGUCUGGAGGGGCUCACCUAGUGGGACAUCUAGUGAGGGGAGAUGGCGCAGACACCAUCUCACAGUCCUGGAAUGUGCCUGGCACUCUUAACCUUGGUUGUUUCACAUUUUCGAGGCUACCUGAUAAAACAGGCUGUUUAGUGAGAGAUGCAGGGGGUUGUGUUUUUUUUUUUUUUACCAAAGACAUGUUAGGUGUUUUCCAUAGUCUGACUAGUUAAUAUUUUACCCGGAGCUCUUCAAAAGAGCCAAGUAAGGUGGUUUGUUUUAGCUCGCCGAUGACACAGCGAAUUCCUCAGAUGGCGGCUGGAGACGUGUUGGUGCUCGAGAUCUCUAUCAGCCGCAGACCGACUCAGCACAGGUGGGAUCUGCGGUCGGUGCUGAGCCCUCCAGCUGUGUAUACUAGUUCAUUAUGUCAACCAAGCACAAUUAGCCAGCUAUUGUUUUCAUUUGAGCUUAAGAGGGAGGCAGCGCAUAGUGAUUUAUAGCUAGAGGGGGGAAAAGAAAAGUGUGUGAAAGAGAGCGAUGCGUGGAGCGGUGCUGAGAUUACGGAGGACUUUUCCUGUACAAAACACAGCAAAGGUCAAGGUGUUUGAUUUGUUUUUUGAAGGAUUUGUAAUGUAGACUAGUGAAAGUAAAGAAAGUGAGUAGAAAGAGUAGAUGGAAAGUUUUUGUGUUAUACCAAAGAUGGGAUGAGGCUUUGACUUGAUUCAUGGGAACGAAUACAUCAGGGACUAAUGAGAGUCGUUAGGAUUUUUCUUUAACUUGGGAAUCCCCAUCGGUGAAUGAAAUCAUCCCCAUGUUGGCUUUACCUCACAUUUGUUUUAUUUUUCUUCUGUUAUUUUUCUUUUAUUUGACAUGCUGGAGGGUGUUGAUACAGCUUGUCUUGAGGGUCAAUGUGCGACUUGUGUCUUCUGUAUGGCCUUAGAAAGUGUGUUAGGCUUUUCGACAGCAGCGAAAACUUGGAGAACAAUGACUGACAUCAUCCAGAAUAUCAAAUGAUGUGGAUGGAAAAGCAUGCAGUAGAUGACCCCAAGGAGAAAGAUCACAUGUUGAAUGUUUUCAGUGGUCUGCUCGUGUGAAGGAAAGGUCCUGGGUACUGACUCAAAUGAAAGACCCACUGCGUAUUAUAUUGCAUUUUAUUGCCUUUUGUAUUGCAUUUUAUUGUCAACUGGAUUUACAGUGAGAAAAUUAUACUAUGUUAGUAUUUUGUUUUAUUAUGCUUCUGUUUUUGAUUUUCCAAAAUAUAAGAAACUUUAUAUUGCUUUAUGUUAUGGCAGAAAAAAUACUUCCUUCCUUGAAGUAUUAGAAUUUCUCUCCAAAAACUGACAAAUCUGAUAGAAAUUGGUGUAAUCUCAUUUCCCAUUGUGGGUCAGACAGCCUCCAAAUGGCAAAAAAAAAAGAAAACUCUUGAAAAUUAAAGUCUUAUUUGGCUAUAUGCAAAGAUUUGUACUCAUAGCUCAACAUCUGACAACAAAGCAAUUGUAUUUCCACCUCUACCAAAAAGAGAAAAAGAACUAAAGCAAUAAAAAGAAUCUGGUGAUGAAACUUAAACUCUGCCAAACUGGAAAUAACUGGUGCAUAUCUGUUAGUUAGCAGAAAGUCUAAUCAUAGGAAAACUUGACUGGAUAUUGUUAUGACAAUAAUAAUAAAUUAGUAUUAUUAUGUUAUUUAAGUAUUAUUUUCGUUACAGCUCAUUACUAUUGCUGGCUAUUGCCACAAUUUUGGUUUUAAUGUUUUUGUCUGUGGGUGAUCCUGGACUGCCAAGGUUUGUUAAGUUGCGUGCCUUCGGUAUCUUUCAUGAACUUUUUUUUUUUUUUUUUGAUAAUGAAAAUUAUUAUCAAUGUGUUUUUUAUACUUGUAUUUAUUGAUCAAGCCAUUUAAAAUUGUUGUCAAAGUACUCCGCGCUCAUGCUUCGACUGCUUCAGACCGUGUGUUCAAUUCGUACCACACACACAAAAAAUAUGGUGGCCUGUUUAAAAUAGAGUGGUAUCAUCUCAUUGCGAAGGCAGCGGUCGAGCGUGUGUCCGUAGGAGUAACAAUCAAUAAAAGUUCCUGAAAUCCUGUAAAAUGUCUUAAUUCGUCAUUCGAGUCAACACAAUGCCCCUGUAGUACUGUAUCAACUCAAAUAAAUGGAUCUUGAAAGUUA
Molecule: messenger RNA, 6218 nt
Organism: Stegastes partitus (bicolor damselfish)
Lineage: Eukaryota; Metazoa; Chordata; Actinopteri; Pomacentridae
Gene: nuak1b
Product: NUAK family, SNF1-like kinase, 1b
Exons: 7
Coding region: 873-2867 (664 amino acids)
Biological process (GO): microtubule cytoskeleton organization; protein phosphorylation; intracellular signal transduction
Cellular component (GO): cytoplasm
Molecular function (GO): ATP binding; tau-protein kinase activity
Source: RefSeq, a predicted model, not a curated record